UUUAAAAAUGUUAUAGAAAUAUUCAAAACUAACGAAUAUGAACAAGUAAGCACCUCAGUCGAUACCAUUACAAGCAAAAUUCCCCUUAAUUCCAUCUACUUCAAUCUCCUAAAAUCUCAAAACAGCUGUCAAAAUCCUCUAUUCAACUUCCAGAUCUCUCUCAAAAAUCUAUAACCCCAAAAAUCAUUCUAAAUUCUACAAUAAAUCCAAUAAAUUUCCAAUUUAGCUCUAUAACUCGUUAUUCAUCUUUAAAAACCCCAGAUUGUCAUCUAAAUCUUAUAUUUAAAGAUUCCUACUUAUCAAAUGUAAUAACCUUGAUUUAGCAAGAAGAAACCCAAACAAAGGCCAAGUGCAGCCCAGAGAUACCCUCUCCAAAAAAUCUCUCUAAACAUAGACUAUGUCCACCAGCACUCAAAACUCAAAUAAGCCACAUUUAAAAAUCCUGGCUAAACCACGUUUCAAGAGAAACGCCCAAGGCUCGAACUUAAAAUCCAGAAAUCUGAACUUUAAAGCUGGAAAUUCAAUUGAAAUCUUAAAACCGUUCAAACCAUUUUCCUUAUAAAUUGAGAGAAAGAGCAGCUAAGGUGCUAUGCUCCAGUUGUAAGGAUUCCUCAGAAAUGAGACUCCAACAGGAAUUUUACUGAAGGCAUAUCUGAGAAGUCUAUCCUAGCUUCUCACAAGCAUUCUACCCACGAAGCCCCUUUAGGGGCUUCGUGGGUGAAGAGCGAGGAGAACAUGAAGAGUCUGUUCACAAAUAGGCUUUUACAGAACACCUUUGAUUUAAAAAACGAACCAAGACCGCUGGUGGCAAAUCUGAACUUGAAAAUUCCUUCUAUCCCAACAUUAACCACCUCUCAAACUGCAGAGGGAUGUCUCUUUUCUAGAAAAGUUAUCAUGACCGAAUCGGAGUCUCAAGAUAACAUUGAAUGCCCUAGUCCUUAUGAUACUUUCUGUAGGAAGAACACCACCCAGCAAGACCUCUUUGAAAGUGUCUACAAGCUCCGAGGCAAGUUCCAUAAAAAGAAUACCUUAAUGAGCUCGAGGAUAAAACACAGAACCAGGAAUCUUAAAGGAAUCACAAAAGCUAGAACAACAGUCGAUCCUUUACUUGGGAAUAAUAUUGCUUCCUUAAAACCAACAACAAGGACCCUUGCCAAUGUCAGUAUUGUGGAUAUGAACACAACUCCUCGUGAAAUGAUAGGUAAAACACCUCCAAAGAACAUAAAAACCUGGGUCAGAAAGCUAUCUUGUAGAGGCCCAUCAAAAACACUUGCAUUACAAAAGGUACAGAUAAAGAAGACAGCUAGAAUGGGACUGAAAAGUAGGAGGCAUCCCAAACUUAGGAUUUAUAAUUCGAAGUAAGAUUACUGAA
Molecule: messenger RNA, 1372 nt
Organism: Moneuplotes crassus
Lineage: Eukaryota; Ciliophora; Spirotrichea; Euplotida; Euplotidae
Source: the annotation of a GenBank genome assembly